Molecule: messenger RNA, 2075 nt
Organism: Paramisgurnus dabryanus
Lineage: Eukaryota; Metazoa; Chordata; Actinopteri; Cypriniformes; Cobitidae
Gene: arrdc1a
Product: arrestin domain containing 1a
Biological process (GO): protein transport
Cellular component (GO): cytoplasm
Molecular function (GO): ubiquitin protein ligase binding; ubiquitin-like ligase-substrate adaptor activity
Source: RefSeq, a predicted model, not a curated record
GCUCAGGUAAAACAUUUCCUUUCCUCGUCCAUCAGUUUCGCUCUGCCACCUGUCCACGGUGGAUAGAAACUAAAAUGGGGAAGCUUCAGGAAUUCGAGUUAACUCUUAAUAACAACAAAACGGUUUAUAAUCCCGGAGAAUCAAUCUCAGGAACUCUGAAAAUCUCAUUAGCCCAAUCGAUACUAUGUAAAGCAAUUAAAGUGAACUGCCAAGGCUUCUGUGGUGUAACCAGUAAAGCACAGGACACAGACUGGAUGGAGGAGGAGCAGUAUUUCAGCAGCUCGAUCUCCAUCGCUGACAAAGGCACCCUGAAAGAGGGCGAGCACAGUUUUCCCUUCAAGUUUCUCUUACCAGCCACUGCCCCAACAUCAUUUGAAGGGCCCUAUGGACAGAUUAAAUACAGAGUUAGGGCUUUCAUUGACACUCCUCGUUUCGCAAAGGACUACAAGGUAGAGAAACCCUUCAGCAUUUCGAACAGCAUCAACCUCAAUGAAGUACCUCAUAUACAUGAACCGAGCUCAUCUUCUGUUACCAAAAAUUUCUCAUACAUGCUGGUGAAAAAUGGGACAGUGGUGCUGAAAGCCAAGAGUGAUUUGCGGGGAUAUGUCGCUGGACAGAUCAUCAAAGUUUCUGCUGAGAUUGAAAAUAAAUCGGAGAAGUCCACAGGUCAUGUGGUUGCCAGUCUAAUGCAGAAAGUAACGUAUAACACCAAGAAGCCCACACUUGAUGUGCGGGCAGUAGCGGAGGUUGAAGGACCUGGAGUUAAGGGUGGACAUAAAGGAGAAUGGAAGGAGCAGAUCAUUGUACCCAGUCUCCCCCUGUCCUCUAUAACUGGUGGAAACCUCAUUGAAAUGAGCUACUACAUCCAGGUCUAUUUGAAAUACCCAGAGGUGUCGUUAACUUUGCCCAUUUACAUUGGAAACAUUGCAGUGGAUCCCACACUGGCUCGCCCCUCCAGGUCUGUUCCACCAAAGCCAGUCCCACGCUCCAACAACGCCCCCGCCCCUUCUCCUACUCCAACUCCAGUUACCACUGACUCCGCCGCUCCCAGCUUGCCCCCUCGCACAAACCCUAAACCCAAACCCAGGCCUCGUAGCUCCUACGUGCCUCCAACUGCUCCACCAGCAGAGCUGUACCCGCAACUCCCAGGUGCAGCUGACUACAACUUGGAAAUACCAAGGACUCCACAGCCACAGUCAGGCCAGACUGCAGUGUCACCAAAUGCAUUCAGCUAUGCUCCUGGACUCAGCUUCGGACAAAGCCAAAACGCCAGCAAUGCGUCAGUGGCCCCUCAAAACAGAGAAAGGAGUCAAACUCUGUCGGCCUCCUCGACACUGAUCCAGCCUCCAGACUAUAGGAGCUCACCGUAUCCACAAGAGCCUCCACCUGCAUAUGAAGAAAGCUUCAAUACAUAGGAUGUUACCAAAGAAGAAAAAUAUGAAGCAUUUGAGUAAAAAUGUUAAUAAACAAUCGUGUGACUUAUUAGUAAAUUCAGACCUCAAGCACUUUUAUACCAAAUGUGUAAAUCUACAAGUAAGAAUCUGAUAUUAACAUAAGAGGUCAGUUGAUACAGGAAAUGGUUUAGCACCAAUGAUGCUAAACAAUUAAAAAAGUGCAUCAUUUUGCUUUUUCUAUUUUACUUGGAAGUUUUGUAAAUGUUAUUGGUUGCGAAGCCCUUGCAACAGCUAUUUUGGACACAUUUGUUUUAGUUUAGUUUAUGCACAUUAAUACGGUAUUUAAAUAUUACACUAUCCCCUGUUCUUUAUGUUUGUGAUUGCACACACGCACCUGCACACACAUAAUUUUGCUUUAUUUGCAAGUUCAAGUUAUUAUAUUACUAUUGUAUGCAUGUGUGUUCACCAAUCAUCUACAAGUCAUUAAAAAACACUACAGAUAUAUAUAUCGUCAUAUAUAUAGUUUAGGCUCUGUGGUAUUAAAUUACUUUUUUUUACUUUGUUAGUAUUGUAUUAUUCCCAAGGCAGUUUUAUUGAACACUACUUAAUUGUUUGUAUUUAAAGAGUGAUUUACAGUUAAUGUAGCAUAUAGGUUAAUAAAACUGAUUUUGCAUUUAAAAA